AUUCACUCUAGCGUUUUCUGGGAUGAUGAUGCUUGAAACGUCGUUACAGGCUUUGUUGUUGAAGACAGCGUUUGCAACUUCGAAAAUAAUCUUUGAAAGUAGAAUCAAAGGACGUCACCUACUUGAUGGUAUGUGACUGCAACAGUCUCAGUUCGUGGAUUUUGCGAAGUGUGGUGAUUUCGAUUAGUCAGCGCGCACGACAGCAAUCAAUAGCAGCUACUUCGUUUUUUGCGCCGACAGCUACGCCCGUUAGCUGGUCAUCGCUGACCACAAUGAAUUCUGCAUACUUCGCACUUCGUUUUGGAAGAGAUGUCGCGAAGAGCCUUUCUCUUAACCGCGUUGUUGCUAGUAUACCUCACAAAUCUACUUUUCUGUUCAGAAGUUAUUCCUCAUCUACAAUGCCUAUCUCCGAGAGCACUUACAAGACUAUAUUCGAUGCUAUAGACGCUCGACAGGAAGAGUUUGUCAAAUGUCUCAAGGAAGCUGUCGCUAUCAGAUCAGUGUCAACAGAGCCGGAACGUCGACCUGAUUGUGUGAAAAUGGUCGAGUGGAUGAAAAAGAAACUUGAAGAUGUUGGGGCCAAAACCCAGCUCGUUGAAAAUGGGAAACAAAAACUUCACGAUGGCAGGACCAUUGACCUGCCUCCGAUCUUGUUUGCUGUUUUAGGAGACGACCCCAAAAAGAAGACUUUGCUUGUUUACGGUCAUCUAGAUGUCCAGCCAGCUUAUAAAGAGGACGGAUGGAAUACAGAUCCUUGGGUACUCACGGAAAUUGAUAAGAAAUUUUACGGAAGAGGUUCGACUGACGACAAAGCCCCUGUUAUAUCCUGGGUACACGUAAUCAGCGUCAUGCAGCAAAAGAAAAUCCCCCUUCCUGUCAACUUGAAAUUUGUUUUCGAAUGUAUGGAAGAAGAUGGUUCGCAGGGACUAGAGGAAGCGCUCAAGAAGCACAAGGACACUUUCCUCAAAGGAGUGGAUAUGACGUGUAUCGCGGAUAACUACUGGCUAGGAAAAGAUAAGCCAUGCAUCACUUAUGGGCUCAGAGGUCUUUGCUAUUAUUUCAUCGAAAUAAGCUGUGCAAAGCAAGAUCUCCAUUCAGGAUCUUAUGGAGGAAGCGUGCCGGAAGCCAUGACAGACUUAGUGUGGAUUUUAUCACAACUGAUUGACAAAGAUGGCAAGAUCAAGAUACCCGGCAUCUAUGAUACCGUUGCACCUUUGACUAGCGAUGAGAAAGCCCUUUAUUCGAAGAUCGAUUUUGACCCUGAAGAAUACAGGAAAGAAAUCGCCGCACAUGGACUCCUUAAGAAGACCAAAGAAGAAGUGCUGAUGAGUCGUUGGCGAGAUCCAUCUCUCUCUAUCCAUGGCAUAGAAGGUGCAUUCGGCAGUCCUGGAGCAAAAACGAUCAUCCCUUGCAAGGUGAUAGGCAAAUUUUCGAUCCGAAUAGUACCCAAUAUGGUUCCGGCAGCAGUAGACAAACUUGUUAUAAACUAUCUGAAUGACAUAUGGGCAAAGCACGGGUCCCCCAAUCAUUUCAAGGCGAGCGCACAUCACAAUGGUAUGCAUUGGCUCGGUAAUUACAAGGACCAUAACUUCCAAGCUGGAGUACGUGCCAUCAAAAGAGUGUAUGGUGUUGAGCCUGAUUACACUCGUGAAGGUGGGAGCAUCCCCAUCACUCUUGCAUUCCAGGAGCUGACUGGAAAGAGUGUUAUGUUGCUGCCAGUUGGCGCCGGCGACGACAUGCCUCAUUCACAAAACGAGAAGAUGAAUCGCUCCAAUUUCAUCGAGGGCACAAAGAUGAUGGCUGCCUAUCUGCUCGAAAUAGCCGAAUAAACAGAACUGGCGUUCAAAACUGAGCGUACCUCAACAUAUCACUUCACGUUCGAAAUCCAUAGAGUUUAUAAUUUAUGUUUGCAAAAAAGAGAAACACAAGAUAAAACAUUCCAUAUUGG
Cylicocyclus nassatus is the source of this 1948-nucleotide messenger RNA. The record is from the annotation of a GenBank genome assembly. Lineage: Eukaryota; Metazoa; Nematoda; Chromadorea; Rhabditida; Strongylidae.